Molecule: messenger RNA, 426 nt
Organism: Sclerotinia borealis F-4128
Lineage: Eukaryota; Fungi; Ascomycota; Leotiomycetes; Helotiales; Sclerotiniaceae
Source: the annotation of a GenBank genome assembly
AUGUGCAUGAUAAAGGAGCCUCCCCCGCCCUUCUGGGCAUUGAGACGACACCAUCGUCGCUCAGCAUUCUCCCGCCCAGCAUUCGUCCGCAGAAACGCGGAGCCUGUUCCAGGUCACAAUGCCCCUCGAAUUCCAUUUGCGGCUGCUAGCAUCGCCAGGGCCAGGGCCGUUGCCAGGGCUAACACCGCAACGAUUAACACCACAACCAUCAUCCCAAUCAUCAUCCCAACUAUCAUCCCAACCAACACCAUGGCCAACGUCAUGGCCAAUAGCGAGGUCACCGGGGCCAGUAGCGAGGAGACCCCCCCUUCAUCCGCUGACCAAGUCACGGACACGGUCGGAGCUACCACUGGGACCGAGUUCCAUUCAAUGUCUGCGGGAUAUCAGACCGAAGAAGCAGGGGUCGAGGACAAAGCUCAAGCUUAA